This is a messenger RNA of Henningerozyma blattae CBS 6284, 2610 nucleotides long. RefSeq lists its product as uncharacterized. The record is from RefSeq and is a predicted model, not a curated record. The coding region runs from base 1 to 2610 and encodes 869 amino acids. The transcript has a single exon. NCBI's taxonomy places the organism in Eukaryota, Fungi, Ascomycota, Saccharomycetes, Saccharomycetales, Saccharomycetaceae.
AUGUCAAAUGAUGAGAAGUCCAAGAAAGAUAGACAGUCAUCUUUAAAGUCAAUUGGUACGUAUAAUAAUAGUACCAGCAAAAAUAGUAGAUAUGGGGAAUCAGACUCAAGAGAGAAUAUUUUAAAUAGAAAUGCUACAAAUCGAACUACAGAGGAAGAAGAAAUUGAUAAUAAAACAGAUCAUUUUGACGACAAUGCAAAGGGAAGUUUUACAUACAAUCAACUUAAUCCGAUCACCGAAAAUUUAGAAGUGGACAAUUCGUGGGUUGGUGCUAAUAAUAGGGAUAACGUAUUCUGCAACAAAAUUAUUGAUGAUACUAUUAAAACAAAAUCUCCAGGGAAACUACGUAGGUUUAAAAAUUAUUUCAAAAGCAUAUUAGUUAAUAAAGCAAGACAAAAUGGAAUUAAUAAAAUUAAUACGAAUGAUAAGUUGAUAAAAAAACAAUUGUACAGGUCUGUUUCAAAUAAUUCCUCAAUUUUACCGGUUAAAAGAUCCCCAUCAGGGACAUUAAUAAGCCCAAGGAUUCUUUCAGGCUCACUACUUAGUCCUGGAAUAAUAUCAGCCUCAAUAAAUCCCUGUAGUAGCCUUGAAUCCAAUUCAGCACGAUAUAGAAGUAACAAUUAUGAUAGUUUUAAUGCCUGGAGUAGUAAUAGGAAUAGAUCCACUUUAAAUAGAGAUCUUGAAGCAAAAGUAGAAAACCUAGAAGAACCCAUUGGAGUUAACUAUGGUGAUGACGAUGAAUACUACGAGGAUGGUGAUGGUGAUAGACCUGGAAGUUUUCAAAAUGAGGAUAUGUAUAAGCCUGAUUCAAGUCAAAUAUCUGCAUUGUAUAAUUGUAUCAUGAACAAUAAAACUGAAAUAAACAACUAUUAUGAAGAAGUCACUCCUUCAAAUACAAAUACCAGUUCAAAAUUAGUAGAUUCAAAAUCAUAUGAUUCCAAUUUGGAGAUUGUAAAAAUACUAAAAAGUCUAAAAUUAUCAUCAGAAGAUAGUAAUAAUGCUCAUGAAGACGGAAAUGUCGGUCAACUUGAUGUUGAAUGUAUGACACAUAGAAGCCAUAAAGAAAUUGAUAGUAUACCAUCUUUAAGUAAAACUUCGCAAAGGUAUCGUAAAACUAGCAUUGUUGAUUUUAACAAGAUAUUAUCUCAAAAAAAUUCAGAUGCUGAAAAGUUUUCUUGUACAUUGGAAUUGGAAUUACCAACCUAUACAUCUAAUGGUAACCUUUCUGAUACUAAACAAAAUGACAAUGUACGAAAGUUAAAAAGUAAUGUUCAAAUAUCAAUCAGUAGUAACAUCGAUUUAAAAUUCAACAAAAAUGAAAAUGAUAUAAACACUGAUGAAAUAGAAAGGAUUCUUCCACCAGGUAUUAGCUCCUACUUGAACAGAAAUACCCUCAAUAGGGAUACUGAUCCAAAAGGUACUUCAGAUAUACCUUAUAUUCAAAGUGAGCCUGGUUCCAGUGAAUCUGAAAAUAAAUCGAGCAGUGACAAAGAGAGUACGAAUACAGUCGAUAGUUACACGAGAGAAGAACUAGAAUUAACAAUGUUAACAGAUACACUUUCUAAACUAAAGCUCUCUGAUGAAGAACGAUUGAAUACUAAUUCUGUAAGAAGAGACUGUGAUAUACUUGCUGUUAAUAAAUUAGAAUAUAUAAAUAACUAUAUCUUGCAAGCAGAUGAAGAAGAUCCUAUUUAUGAUGAAGAGUUUGUUCAAGAUGACACAAAUCCGGUAACUAACCCCAAUGUUUUGCCAUGUGAGUGUAACAAUAUCCAAAAUGUUGGUGCACAAUAUUAUACAGAAUUUGAUAAUUGUACAGAAAUAAAAGUUCCGCCAAACUAUAUUACACUUUAUGGGUCAAAUAUCCAAACAUCAACAACAGAAAAUAAUGUAAGAUUGAAUUUAUUUGAAAGUUCAAGUACCGGAUAUGAUUUUGUUUUUAGAUUACCUAGGCGACAAACCUCUCCAAACAGUAAUGAUUCUAGCAACGAAAUAGCGCAUACAGGGAUUCCAGAAUUGAACCAGGGUGGAAUUCACGAUUCAAACUUUAAUUCUAUUUCUCCCACAAGUUAUCAAUCAUAUAAUAUAUCAGAUUAUUCUUGGGUGUUUAGCCCUCCAUACAAGGAAGGAGAAGCUUUUGAAUUAAAAGCCGCUAAAAGGUCACGUAAAAUAUUUGAACUACCUUUUGCUGACACCUCAAAGCUUUCCCCUCAAAGAAGAAAUAUUUCUAAUUAUAAGAUCUUCCUAAGGAAUUUUAAAUAUGAUAAAUCAAGAUCGCAGAUAAAAAAUGCAUAUGUUAACAAGUUGACUAAUAAAAAAUUAGAUAAGAUUGUAUCUAAGAGCUUAUUUGAAAGUCUCAAAAAAAAUUUCAAACCAAAUAUAUGGCAGAGUUCCAAUUACAAUUCGACAAAAAUAUCACAAGUGAGUUCUUUUAGAGAAUUUGAUAUUGUGAGUGACAUGACUAUCAAAAAUAUAAAAGAUAAGGGAGAACAAAAGAAAGUGUUUAAAAUAACACAUUAUGAUGUCCAUGACAAUUCACCAUGUAAUUCUUUUGAGGGCAGUGGAAAGAAUAGUGAUUUUGAAUCUGGUAGUGUUAUUUCAAAUGCAAAAUAA